Molecule: messenger RNA, 2976 nt
Organism: Salvelinus fontinalis (brook trout)
Lineage: Eukaryota; Metazoa; Chordata; Actinopteri; Salmoniformes; Salmonidae
Product: vascular endothelial growth factor receptor 3-like
Exons: 11
Coding region: 82-1281 (399 amino acids)
Biological process (GO): cell surface receptor protein tyrosine kinase signaling pathway; protein phosphorylation; multicellular organism development
Cellular component (GO): signaling receptor complex
Molecular function (GO): transmembrane receptor protein tyrosine kinase activity; ATP binding
Source: RefSeq, a predicted model, not a curated record
UCCAACUACUUGAGAGCCAAGAGAGAGUUCUUCCUACCUUACAGGGACCGUUCCCCGAAGACUCAGAGCCUGGUGAGACGCAUGAUAGACGCGGGACAAGUGGAGCAGAGAGCCCGCCUCCCACCUUCCCCGUCCUCCUCCUCUAUUGGCAGCCCCCAGAAUCAGUCAUCCAGCAAGUCCAAUCAGAAGAGCCACUCUCCUGCUGUGGAGAAAAUGGAGGACCUAUGGAAGACUCCUCUCACUAUAGAAGAUCUGAUCUGCUAUAGUUUCCAGGUGGCCAGAGGAAUGGAGUUCCUGGCCUCACGAAAGUGUAUCCACAGGGACCUUGCAGCGAGGAACAUCCUACUGUCAGAGAACAACGUGGUGAAGAUCUGUGACUUCGGCCUGGCUAGAGACAUCUACAAAGACCCCGACUACGUCAGGAAGGGCAACGCCCGUCUGCCACUGAAGUGGAUGGCUCCAGAGAGUAUCUUUGACAAGGUUUACACCAGCCAGUCUGACGUCUGGUCCUUUGGUGUUCUACUCUGGGAGAUCUUCUCUCUGGGUGCAUCUCCGUACCCAGGUGUCCAGAUCGACGAGGACUUCUGUAAACGACUGAAAGAUGGAACCAGGAUGAGAGCUCCUGAAACAGCUUCCCCUGAGAUCUAUGGUAUAAUGCUGGCCUGCUGGCAGGGCGAGCCCCGGGAGAGACCUACCUUCCAAGCUCUGGUAGAUAUCCUGGGAGACCUACUACAGGACAACAGCCUACCAGAUGGUAAGGACUACAUCCCCCUGAAUCCGUCCCAGAAAUCGGAGGAUGACAGUUUCUCUCACGCCUCAUCACGAACCACUUCACAGGAGGAACUGAGACUGGCCUGUCACAGCAUACCCAUCAGGUAUUAUAACUGUGUGCCCUUCGCUGGCUGUGUGUUCGUGGGGCCGUCGAAGCUGUCGUCAUGCCAACCUGGAGUCAAGACAUUUGAGGAGCUACCAAUGGAAACGACCUGGUAUAAAACCCACAACAACGGAGACAACCAGACAGACAGUGGGAUGGUUCUGGCGUCAGAGGAGUUUGAGAUGAUCCAACACGAACACAGAGGAGCCAAUAGUACAGAGCGCCUGGUGGUGGUCGAGUCCAGCGGUAGCCCCGUUAGUUCCAGGCACCGACCAGCCUUCCUCUCCCAGCUCUCUGGCCAGACCUUUUACAACAACGAGUAUGGUCAGCUGUCAGAGGAGGGCAGGGUCCUGGACUUCUUCUCCUCCCCUGACGAUACACGCUGCCUCGCAUCCUCCAACCUGUGAUGUCGUCAUCACAGUGGGCUAGCCCCUCCUCCAACCUGUGAUUGACUGCAGUGAGCUAGCCCCUCCUCCAACCUCUGCCAUUAUCACAGUGAGCUAGCCCCUCCUCCAACCUCUGCCAUUAUCACAGUGAGCUAGCCCCUCCUCCAACCUCUGCCAUUAUCACAGUGGGCUAGCCCCUCCUCCAACCUCUGCCAUUAUCACAGUGGGCUAGCCCCUCCUCCAACCUCUGUCAUUAUCACAGUGAGCUAGCCCCUCCUCCAACCUCUGCCAUUAUCACAGUGGGCUAGCCCCUCCUCCAACCUCUGCCAUUAUCACAGUGGGCUAGCCCCUCCUCCAACCUCUGCCAUUAUCACAGUGGGCUAGCCCCUCCUCCAACCUCUGCCAUUAUCACAGUGGGCUAGCCCCUCCUCCAACCUCUGCCAUUAUCACAGUGGGCUAGCCCCUCCUCCAACCUCUGCCAUUAUCACAGUGGGCUAGCCCCUCCUCCAACCUCUGCCAUUAUCACAGUGGGCUAGCCCCUCCUCCAACCUCUGCCAUUAUCACAGUGGGCUAGCCCCUCCUCCAACCUCUGCCAUUAUCACAGUGGGCUAGCCCCUCCUCCAACCUCUGCCAUUAUCACAGUGGGCUAGCCCCUCCUCCAACCUCUGCCAUUAUCACAGUGGGCUAGCCCCUCCUCCAACCUGUAAUUGACUACAGUGGGAUCCAAUAGUUCAGAUUCCAGUCUUGCUAGCCACAAGGGUUGGGAGUAUACUCAAUCCCUCUCCUUCCCUCACUUCCUUGCUGUCACUCUUUCCCUCACUUCCUUGCUGUCACUCUUUCCCUCACUUCCUUGCUGUCACUCUUUCCCUCACUUCCUUGCUGUCACUCUUUCCCUCACUUCCUUGCUGUCACUCUUUCCCUCACUUCCUUGCUGUCACUCCUUCCCUCACUUCCUUGCUGUCACUCCUUCCCUCACUUCCUUGCUGUCACUCCUUCCCUCUCUUCCUUGCUGUCACUCCUUCCCUCUCUUCCUUGCUGUCACUCCUUCCCUCACUUCCUUGCUGUCACUCCUUCCCUCACUUCCUUGCUGUCACUCCUUCCCUCUCUUCCUUGCUGUCACUCCUUCCCUCUCUUCCUUGCUGUCACUCCUUCCCUCUCUUCCUUGCUGUCACUCCUUCCCUCUCUUCCUUGCUGUCACUCCUUCCCUCUCUUCCUUGCUUUCACUAAUUCCCACUCUUCCUUGCUGUCACUCCUUCCCUCUCUUCCUUGCUGUCACUCCUUCCCUCACUUCCUUGCUGUCACUCCUUCCCUCACUUCCUUGCUGUCACUCCUUCCCUCUCUUCCAUGCUGUCAAUCUUUCCCUCUCUUCCUUGCUGUCACUCCUUCCCUCACUUCCUUGCUGUCAAUCUUUCCCUCUCUUCCUUGCUGUCAAUCCUUCCCUCACUUCCUUGCUGUCAAUCUUUCCCUCACUUCCUUGCUGUCAAUCUUUCCCUCUUCCUUGCUGUCACUCCUUCCCCUCUCUAUGGCCAACCGGCCCAUACUGGACUGAGUCGUCUGUACAUGCAGUUCUCUAUCCAACCACUGGGUGGCAGUAGUAUGUCAAAACUAAACCCAAAGUAUUUUAUAUCAACCACAGUUCAGAUUUGUAUCUCAAUACAGAGUAAGCUUUUGUUUAUUUGUACAAAAAUAUGAAAAUAAAGAAAUAUAUCUUCUUUA